This is a messenger RNA of Vigna radiata var. radiata (mung bean), 1840 nucleotides long. RefSeq lists its product as uncharacterized. The transcript has 7 exons. The coding region runs from base 185 to 1588 and encodes 467 amino acids. NCBI's taxonomy places the organism in Eukaryota, Viridiplantae, Streptophyta, Magnoliopsida, Fabales, Fabaceae. The record is from RefSeq and is a predicted model, not a curated record.
AAGGGUGUUGCUAACUGAAGGCUUGCCAUGGAAAAGGAACUGAUGUUUUCUCCGAUGGGGCGAAGCGUGUGGUGGAUGAAAGGAUAAGACUUCUGGUGGAAAAUGACCGAUAUAAUGGCUGCUGAAAGGUCUGGAAUUGCCAAAAUUGUUACAGAAUUGCUGCCAAACUCGAAUUGAUGGAGCAAUGCUCUGGUGUGAAGGACAGCCAGUUAUACCAGAAACCUCUGGUGAGGGAUAUCCAUAUGCACCGGAACAUUGGCCAGAACAGGGUGAUGUUUGGGGAUGGAGAACUGGACGAAGAAUUUCCCCCGGUGGCACAUACUUUCAGGAUCGUUAUUUAUAUUUGCCAAGUCGACUAGUCCAAAUGUUGAAGGAAGAGAAAGAGAACACAGGGUCAGCUUCGGGCACAUUCCGCAAACAUAUCUUUGCAAGCAAGCUUUCCGUUGAACGCUAUAUCAAGAGAUAUUUUCCUGACGCCGAUCUUAAGGCCUUUUUUGCUUCUUUCUCCUGGAAGAUUCCUGCUCUAACAUCUUCAUCAGGAAAUGAUGUACCAAUAGCUGCUAUACCUCUUCAACAGAUACCACACGAAUCAUGUGACUCCGACGGUGAGGAUGUUGUCAAGUGUAAAGCAAAUAAUAAGAAGUGCUCUAGUCUGGUGUUAGAAGAAGUAGAAAAAUAUUCACCAGCCAUGCCUUGUGAUAUCUGCUGUUCUGAACCUAUGUUUUGCCGUGACUGUUGUUGCAUUCUUUGCAGCAAAACUGUCUGUACAGCUUAUGGUGGCUAUAGUUACAUCAAGUGUCAAGUAAAUGCUGGUGUGGGAAUUUGUGGUCACGUUGCUCAUAUUGAAUGUGCCCUCCGAUGUCUCUUGGCUGGCAAAGUUGGAGGAAGUAUUGGACUAGAUGCUGGGUACCACUGCCGACGCUGUGAUGGGAGGACUGACAUGAUUUCUUAUGUUAAUAAUCUUUUACAAACGUGUAAAACUACGGAUUUGGAUGAUGAAAUUCUGAAGAAGAUUUUAAAUCUUGGUGCUUGUCUUUUGCGUGGUUCAGAGAAACCCGUUGCAAAGGAGCUGCUACGUUAUAUUGAAUUGACUGUCUCAAAGCUUAAAUGUGGAACUAAUCUUGAGGAUAUAUGGAAGGAUGAUAACAGUUUUAUAGCUCAUUCUACAGAUAAUAGUAGUGAUGUGAUGCAAGUGUCAAUCAAUGAGGAUCGUUUUGAAGAUAAGUCGGGGUUGGAAUCUAAUAAUUUCCUACCCCGUUCAUUAAAACUUGAGGCUGAGGUAGAUCGAGUUCUCCAGGAUUUUAGAAAGUCUCAGGAGUUUGAAUAUAAGGUGGUUGAAGAAACAAUUCGAACACAAAAAACCUAUUUACAAAAUUUGUAUCAACAACUGGAUUAUGAAAAAAAUGCAUGGGUUGGUCAAAUCUCAUCUGCAUCAGAGGUCUCGCCUAGCUCUGUUGUAAGAGAGAGAAAGAAACAGAUAAGACGGGAGGUGGUUAAAUUUGAAAUCAUGAAGAAGGUAGCGAAUGGUUUUGGUAAGACAUCCAGUAGUAUUUUAAAGGAGCACUUUGGCUUUAAAGUGAUAGAUUAAAUUGAUAAAUCUUUGAGGUUGUGAAAUUUUGACUUUUCUUCUCAGAUUUUCGUAGUUUUAGCAUCAAAAUGCAUUCUUUCAUACCAUCAUGAAUAUUCUGCCAAACAAAAUCAAUUGGCAUUUCUCUGAGCGACUCUAUAAACUGAUACACAAGAUGUAGUUAGGUGAUGUAAAAAGCAUAGAUUUGUUCAUUGCUGUUGUAAUAUACUUCAUGGUAGUUAGCUGUUAAAAUUCUCUAUCGAAACAUUUUUA